Messenger RNA from Camellia sinensis, 696 nucleotides. Lineage: Eukaryota; Viridiplantae; Streptophyta; Magnoliopsida; Ericales; Theaceae. The record is from RefSeq and is a predicted model, not a curated record.
AUGCGCCCCGCUGAUGUGGCAUAUACUUUCAAGGCAGACUGUGGACUUGAUAUCAGCUACCAUGUAGUGUGGUUAGGUGCUGAGAAAGCGAGAGAGGCUAUGCUUGGUGAUUACUUAACAUCGUUUGACCAACUGAGAUGGUACGGUGAUGCUGUUCAACAUUAUAAUCCUGGAAGUCAUAUCAAUAUUGACUAUGAUUUGAAGACUAGUCAGUUUACAAGGCUUUUUGUAGCAUUUGCUGUGUGCAUAAAUGGCUUCAAAUAUUGUUGCCCUUUGCUUUUUCUUGAUGGAACAUUUCUAAAAGGGAGAUACAAUGGGCAGUUGCUUGCAGCGACAACUAAAGACGGUAACCAAGGAUUGUUUCCAGUAGCCUUUGCAAUUGUUGAUUCGGAGAGUGAAUCGAAUUGGUCAUGGUUUCUAUAUGAACUGUCAAAAGUAAUUGCUGAUGAUAGACGCAUGACAUUUGUAUCCAAUCGUAAUCUACGGCUUUUGGAAGCAAUGCUAAAGGCAUUCCCAUCAGGAUAUCAUGGAUGGUGUUUACAACACCUAAAGAAUAAUUUUAGGGACAAGUUGAAGGGUAUGGAAAAUGGUUUCAAUGAACACUUAAUACGGAAGUUGGGUGAUUGUGCAUAUGAACUUACUGUGACAAGUUUUCAUGCAUUACUAGAAGAGUUGAAGAGUGAGGGGAAGCAAUAA